AUGAGAGGCAUUGUGAUGAUCCGAGGCCAUACAUACGUACAACUUCUGGAUGAGAUCAAUAUCAAAGAUCCAGAAGCGAUCCGCCGUGUUAUCAGGCAAGCUGUUACGCUUCCACCAAUUGAUGAAGUUACGAGACAAGGAAUUAAGGGAUGCGUAUCUGGGCCUAUAUCGAGCUUACUUGGUACUUCGACUCUGAGCCUCACUUGGGUUGAGCAACAAGCCGCGAACGACAUUCAGAAGCUAUGGAAACGUGGAGAAAGAUAUCAAGUUCAUAUUAAACGCUUAAUCCAGGAUUGCGAUGUGACAAAGGCAGAUUUCUUGGUUGUGAAAGGGGUAGAAAGUGCACGGAAGCUUUGUUUACAAGCUCAGGAUGAAGAAAGGCAAAACGAGGAACAUCGGAAGCGUGUGCGGCCUGAAUCCAACGAGUACCAAGAUCUUCCUGACGAGGAGUAUGAUCAAAACUUACCUCAAACACCAAACGAUGCAUUUGAAGGAGAGAAAAGAAAUGUCACUGGUCAUCUCAGAGAAAGAACUACUCCGAACAAAAAGCAAAAGAGAAAACAAAGUGUUAUUGAGCAUUCUCCUACAAGAAGUACUUCAAGUGAAUCGCAAGACUUUGAGAAUCAGGAGAACCAAAAUGAAUUCACGCAUAUCAACAAACCGGGCAGUGAUGGAAUAAGCUACAGUAAAAAGCAGGCUGGUCAGUACAAAUUGAUUGUUCAACCCAACGGAACUUAUCUAAUUGACUUACUCAUUGAAUCAGGCAAGCCUAAUAAUACCCCUGGAACUCGAAUGGUGAAUAGUCUGAGAGAUCACAACGCACCUGCAGUUGAUGUCACCAAAUCACCAGAUAAAUCGCCAGUUCGCCGAACAAGAAAUUCAACUCAGAUGAGAGGAGAGAACAGCUGGGAUGGCUCAAAUGAAAUCGUUCCGUCCCCUCAAGUUGAUUCCCCACGAAUUAAUAUUCGUGGGAGUCAGAAUCCAAGUAACGCUUCAUUAAGAGAAUUAGCUGAUUACAAUGAACGUGGGGCAAAAGAAAAGAAAAGGCGUGGUAGACCGAGAAGACAUCAACCUGUUGAGCAGCAGCCUGAACUGAUCAAUGAUGGCGAAAAUGAUAUUUAUACUCCUGAACCACAGAUCCCACCUGCCCCGUAUAAAAAGAAGGUAGGGCGUGGAGGCGCAAGACGCGGGCCAGCCUGGGAGAAAAGAAAGGCCGAGAGAGAGAACGACGCGCGUUCUUCCAAUCACAAGAGUCAGGAUGAUCAGCCGGGCAGUGAGAGCAACCCGAUCGGAAUAGAAGACGGCUCAGAUAAUGAAACUGUGGUGUAUGGGCAAUUAGACAACCAGGAAGAAGAUGUUAAGAUGGAAGAUGUGCAAUAA
This is a messenger RNA of Botrytis deweyae, 1380 nucleotides long. RefSeq lists its product as uncharacterized. Bases 1 to 1380 code for a protein of 459 amino acids. The transcript has a single exon. Lineage: Eukaryota; Fungi; Ascomycota; Leotiomycetes; Helotiales; Sclerotiniaceae. The record is from RefSeq and is a predicted model, not a curated record.